Cherax quadricarinatus is the source of this 6736-nucleotide messenger RNA. It is a transcript of the gene stnB, whose product is annotated as stoned B. Gene Ontology annotation, biological process: synaptic vesicle endocytosis; regulation of endocytosis. The record is from RefSeq and is a predicted model, not a curated record. Gene Ontology annotation, molecular function: clathrin-cargo adaptor activity. Gene Ontology annotation, cellular component: clathrin-coated vesicle; synaptic vesicle. Lineage: Eukaryota; Metazoa; Arthropoda; Malacostraca; Decapoda; Parastacidae.
UCAAAAUGGAUUUCGGUGAUAACAUGAAGAACCCCUUCCUCUUCGAUGACCCCGCACCACCAACUACUGUUGGGGAUCCUGCUGUCAACCCCUUCCUUAUGGGAGGAUCGUUUGACUAUUCUGAAGCAAACUACUCUGGAAUUAAUCCAUUUAGUGACCAGAUUGAUGAUUCCAAUGCAGCUGCGGCUGGUCUAUUUGGGGAUUCAAUGUCAUAUCCCACUGACAUGAAUCCUUUUGGCAUUGUAACCUCGGAUGUUUCACACUUUGGCGAAGCAGCGCCACAGAUCGAGGAAGACAUAUUUGGAACACCUGUCUCUCAAGUCACUCACGACUCAGAAGACCUAUUCGGUAGCCCAACAAUGCCUCCAACAGUGUCACAAGUGCCGCCUCAUCCACCAGUGUCUCCAGCUGUCUCACAGGUGACACCCCAUCCACCAGCAUCUCCUGCUGUAUCACAGGUGGCACCUCAUCCACCAGUUCCUCCAGCUGUUUCGCAAAUGGCACAGCAUCCACCAGUUCCACCAGCAGUUUCGCAAAUAUCGCACCAUCCGCCGAUACCUUCAGCUAUGUCUCAAGUGGCACAGCAUCCACCAACAUCUCCAGCUGUCUCACAGAUGGCACAGCAUCCACCAGUGUCUCCAGCGGUUUCACAGAUAGCACAACAUCCACCAGUAUCUUCAGCUGUCUCACAGAUGGCACAGCAUCCACCAGUGCUUCCAGCUGUCUCGCAGAUGGCACACCAUCCACCAAUGCCUCCAGCCCGACCACCUGCACCGUCCUCCCCCAUUGUUGAUCUAAUGAGUGACAGUCCUGUUGUACAGGACGCCCCCACAGCUCCAGGGAGACCGCCGCCUCCCAGACCACCACCCCCAUCCAAAGAAACUAAAGAUCUUUUGCAAACGGUUAUAGGAGCCAUGGAGGCAACAACAGACACGCUACACGAAAAAUUAAAUAAAACCAGAUCGCCAUGCCCAUCCCCUGGGAGUGGAACCGCCACCUCGCGAAGCCCUACACCAGACAUCCAAAUCACCUCCCCUAAAAGGGAUUCAGAUGCCUUCAGUGCCAUAUUUGGUCAAACUAUAGACAUGAGUGAUCACGAGAUGGAUGAGACGAAGGCUGCUGCUACAGCUGCCCCGGCUCCUGCACCUGCUACCUCAGAUGAAUUUGAUCUUUUUGGUGACGCUCAACCUCUAAAACAAAAAACCAAUCAGGACAUUUUAAGUUUGUUUAAUAAGCCACAACAGAGACCAUCACCACAGGUUGACUUACUAUCUGAUGACUUAUUAUCGUCCACAGUACCCGCCAAAGAUAGUGAAGUAGAUAAAGAUAAAACAUCAGAUCUACUCUCCGGUGAUCCUUUUGACGAAAAAGAACCAUUAGAUGCUUUAUCUGCCGAAGACGUAAGCAAAGGCCAAGACCUUUUCACACCAUCUGACAAAGAAUCUGUCUCGAGCGAAACGCCUGCUGUUACGGAAACUUGUCUGUCUAUUGAGGCCCAGGGUGAGCCAGCUCUAGUGGAGGAAUCUGUUUCACCAGAGCAAAUCAGCGAAAAGACGGAUAGUGAACCUACUGUAAUUGAGGCUACUCAUCAAGAUACUGGCGAAGAAGCUAAUAAGAUACAUGUAAUGGAGGCCGAGGCCCUUGAUUCCUCCUCCGCGAACGAAGAAAAAGUAGAGGCUAUGGAAGUGUUUGGCUCUCCUGAGCCUGCUCCUCCAACCGUCAGCAGCGAACACUCGAAUUCUCCAGAAGUUUCUAGCCAUCUGAGCACUCCGGUAAAGCCAUCUCAUCCCGAGCCAGUGCCAGAAAUCAAUAGUUUAGAAGAUCAGACAAAAACAGAUGUAGUCGAUGCAUUUGGCAUAUCAGAUGUCCCUUCUUCUGCGAGUGAGCCAAAGGAUAAUGUAACUGAUGCGUUUGGAGACUCCAUCACAUUUGGAGAAACCAAUGCAUUUGCAUUUCCAGACGCAUUCGUUGCUCCCUCUAAACUUGAUUCAGGAACAGCGCUAUUUGGGGACACAUCAAGUUCACUUUCGAACUCUACUCCGAACAGCGACUCUCUUUUUGGUGCUCCACAAGCUGCCCCUUCAGCUGCAAGUCUUUUCGGAGACAUCUCAGAACCGGUGCCGCCACCAUCUCCAGCUAUUAGUCUGUUUGGUGACGUGACCCACCCUUUACCUCCAGAUUCCCCGGCAAACAGUCUCUUUGGUGACGUUGCGCAACCUGCCCCUCCGGCCUCCCCUGCAGUGGGCCUCUUCAACAAUACUUCCUCAACUGGGUCCUCAGGUUUUGAUAUCUUUGGAAGUGAAGCAGCUCCAAUUCCUGUACCGUCAGGAGCGGAUUCCACGGGGGCGGCUCUCUUCGGAUCUACAGCUCCUGCCCCUAACGUAGGAAUGAGCUUAUUUGGUGCAGGUGACGAGCCUUCGUUGGACAUCUUCGCCGAAAGUGAUGGUAACACAAUGGUCAAUCCAUUUGCUCCCCCGUCCAUAGCUCCGACUGCAGCGCUGACCAUUGGGGCAGCGCCCACAUCUACCAGUGGGGUGAAGGUUGCAACAGAUGAGGAAUUUGACGCCUUCUCUGCCAGAUUCGACAGCGCUACAGGCGAAGAGGGAGACGAGCUUCAUAUCGAUCCGUUUGCGUCCACAGCACGAGCACCGUCACCUUGGGGUGAGACCACUGGGUCGGCUGGAGCACCUGCCGAUGGCUUUGGGUUCGGCGACAGCGCUCCCUUCGACGCCUUCCUCGCUAUGAAUGAGCCACCACCGCCACCACAGUCGACGCCCCGGCGAGCGCCACGGCAGACGUCGGCAGACUCAGAUGAGGGACCAAUGACUGUGGUUAUCAAACCAGCAGGGCUGGAGGCAUCGGGUUCGUCACCGCGGUCCGUGUCUCCGAUGCCCGUGUUGGCACCGCCGCCCGCAUCUGCUGCCUCCACAGCCUUCACCGACUCCACACCCAGGUUCAACCCCUUCGACCGAGGGGCUGAUGAUGUGGCUGAGGCCGUCAUCGAUGCUACUGCUCGUCCCGGGGAACUGGAACGUACAGACUCACAAGAAACACCACCCACCCCGCUCUUCGAGGAGGACCAGUCCCAGCCACUAGAGCCCUACCCACGCACCCAGAUGCCAGCGCCCGUCUGGGAGAUGCAUCUACGCCAGCCCAACAAGAAGAAGAUUACCGGACAAAGUCUGUCUCACUUCAAAGACGGUCACGGAGGUUUGACGAACAGGUUCUGGAAGAAGGUGAUCGUCAAGCUGACGGAGGGCGCGGGUUUGCAGCUCUUCAACAGCAUUGAAGACAAGGAUCCCUUCCAGGAGCUGCCUCUCCAGGCCUGCUACUCUGUCUCUGAUAUCGGAGCUCAGCAGUUCGACCAGUUCGGGAAGAUCUUCACGGUGAAGGUUCAGUACAUAUUCUACAAGGAGAGGCCAGGCGUGCGUCCCGGCCAGGUCUCCAAGGCAGAACGACUCACCACUAGAAUCUCUAAAUUUGCUCACCACGCCAUCGCCGGGGACUACGAGCACGUCAAAGAAUUCGCCAGCGAUGUGCGCAAGUUGGGCAUGCCCGUGGAGCACGCCCCUCAGAUCUCCCAACUGCUCAAGCUCGGCACUCAGAACUAUGAGGAUCUCAAGGUUUUCGCGUCGCUGGUGGAGGAACAGCUGUUUAUCUUGACGGUGCACCGUGACCGUGCACUCAAUUACAAAUCAGAGGAGGUGCAGCUGACGGCGGUGGAUGAGUUGUACCUGGAGCAGGACCUAAAGGGAGUUGUUCACAGGAUGAUCGCAAGAGUCAGAAUAUUCUUCCUGGGUUUCAUCUCUGGUAUGCCAGAAGUGGACCUGGGGAUCAACGACAUGAGGAAGCAGGGGCGGGAAGUGGUGGGUCGCCACGACAUCAUUCCUGUUAUUACCGAGGAGUGGAUUCGUCUCGAGGCGGUGGAAUUCCACUGUUGUGUAAAUAAGGAAGAAUUUGAGAAGACUCAACACAUCAAAUUCAAGCCUCCUGACGCCUGCUACAUUGAACUCAUGAGGUUCCGUGUGCGUCCUCCCAAGAACCGUGAGCUUCCCCUGCAGGUGAAGACAAAGGUGACCAUCCAGGGCAGACGUGUGGACAUCUUUAGCGAGAUCCUCGUCCCUGGCUUCUCCGGGAGAAAGCUUGGACAGGUUCCAUGCGAGGAUGUGGUGGUUCGGUUUCCCCUGCCAGAGUGUUGGAUAUACAUGUUCAGAGUUGAGAAGCACUUCAGAUACGGCUCUGUCAAGUCAGCACACAGGAGAACGGGAAAAGUAAAGGGUAUUGAGCGGUUUAUGGGAACUGUAGAAACGCCGGAGUCUGCAUUGAUGGAAGUUACCUCAGGUCAAGCAAAAUACGAACAUCAGCACAGAGCCAUCGUUUGGCGCAUGGCUCGCCUGCCCAAAGAGGGUCAGGGGGCAUAUAGCACCCAUUCCUUCACCUGCCGCAUGACCCUCACAGCUUUUGACCAGAUGCCAGAGUCCCUAGACAAAUACUGUUACUUGGAGUUCACUAUGCCGGCCACUACAGUUAGCCACUGUGUGAUGCGCUCCGUCUCCGUCACCAGCGAGGAACCACCGGAGAAGUAUGUCCGGUACUUGUCUCGCCAUGAGUACCGUAUCGAGAUGACGUUCUCCUCGGGAUCUGGUCCAGCUGAUUAUAUCGCCGCCACUAUGAAGGAUCCAGAGAUACAGCAGAAGGAAGAGGCUGCACGCAAGCAGCAGGAGCAACAACAGCAGCAGAAUAAGGAGUCUAGUAGUGAUGACUCUUCUUAACCUCUGCCUCCUUGGCCCAUCUUACUCACAACAUGAAGGUUAACUCUGCCUCCUCGGCUAGUGUUGCUUCAGCAUUAACAGGGUUAUAGAGCCAAGUGUAGCAAGACUAUAGUGCAGUUACUGUUGACUUCUGCCAACACCAAGACAUCAUACGCGAUCUUGGGAAGCAAAAAAUAUGUUAUUGCAUGGUGCUGGUGUUAACAGUCUAUUUAUAUUGAACAUCAAGUGCUAGUUUACAGACAUUAUGAAAUAUUGCCUGUUGUGAUGUAAUUGCACAUAUAUAUGAAAUUAUUUUGGCAAAAGAAGAACAAUGUAUUGUAGUGCCUAACUGCGUAUUAUUAUUUUUGUGCCAAAAGCGAUAUGUUUUGGAAACUAGAUAAGCUAAGCUAAUAUAUUGUUGGGCACUCGUAACGAUGACUAAGGUGCAGCAAAUAAUUUAAUGUUGUGUAUUGUAUUAUAUGAGUGAGAGCAUUGAUAUUCAUAAGAUGGAGAGCUUGACUCUUCGUCACGUACCACAGUGGGACAGUUCCUUGUAGUUGUUGUCUCUGAGAAAAUUCUAUAUACCAAAAAGUAAAUUCUGAAAGAGUACUCAACGAGAUAAAAAGAAACUCCUUGUCUUGUUUUGUUGUCUAAUCUGCCUGUCUAAAUAAUACCCAGGACUGUGAUAGGUUUUUUUGUGGGGAGCUUCCUUGAGGACUUUUUCCGAAUGUGGUUCACUAUUAAUAGUCACCAAAUGCGUCGUCUAGUUAUCCUGGUUACUGUAUAUUUUGAAGUAGGUUGAAACGCGUGCGGAACACAUAUCUUAUUUCAUGAUUUACCCUGUUAUUGAUGAUCGCUUCUCGGCUAUGUAAUUCAUUGAUAGGAGAGGUCAUAAAAAACUUUAAAAUCUAGUUGUUACAUAAAAUAAACUAAAUAUAUAUAUAUAUAUAUAUACUGUAUAUAUAUAGCAUGCAGUAAAUUUCCUGUUGAAUAUUGGAUUUUCUGGAUCUGUGCCGUUAAAAAAAAAAAACACAAAAUAUAAACAAUGAGAAGUGGUUACCACGCUGAGACCCAUUUCUGUCUUUCUAAAGCAGACCGUCAUGUCGUGCUAGGCUACCCUCCUUCUCCUCUACUUACUCUUAACAUUUGUAAAUUUAAUAAUCUGAUUUGGUCUUAAAUAUCUAGCCAUUAUUCUUCUCUAUUCUCUUCCUUCAGCAUUUUAAAAUUAGUUGAAAUGCCUAAUUUAACGUUAUAUUUAGCCACAAUCUGGUUUGUAUCCUUGAGUUUCUUGUCUUUUUUUGUGGUAAGUAUACAGUCUUUGACUUACUGACUAUGUACUAUAAUUCACCGUAAUGUUUCGAAAAUAUCUAACUUAUACAGUUAUUUUGUAACUAAUUGCUCCUCUUUAUAUGCUAUAACUAUUUUUACUCAGUAAUUCUUUUCAAUAACGUUGUUCAACUUUUCUGUACAUAGUAAAUUAUUACUGCUUCCCGACUUCAAUGACCGAGCUAUGUUAUUGCAUAAAUAAGCCCUGCAUCACUGUGUUGCUCUUUACUUCCCGUCUUCAUGUCUCUUAAUUCAAUAAACUUACUCUUAAGCUUUCAUGUAUCGUACAUCCCUAUACUAUCUCAUUCUGUACUGCUGUACGUCUGUAAUACACAACAUAUCUUUAUCUAAGAUACAUCUUUAUCUAAGAUACAAUAUAUCUUUAUGUAAGAUACAAUUUAUCUUUAUGUAAGAUACACUAUCUUAAUCUAAGAUAUGUACUAUAUCAAGAUACAUCCUAUCUUUAUCUCUUAGUCUUGCCUUGUGGAGCUAACUUUUUCAGUGGAUUUUUGGUUGUCUCCUUUUCACGCUUCAUCAAUAGCCUACACAUAAACAUCUCAUUGUAGUAUCGAGCACAACAUGGUUUUGGGGGCCAAUAUAGAAUCGCUAUCUUAUGAGACAAUAGCUACCUUUCUAAUAUACCAAAUUAAUAUAUAUAU